This is a messenger RNA of Echinococcus granulosus, 1548 nucleotides long. RefSeq names its product DnaJ subfamily C member protein. The record is from RefSeq and is a predicted model, not a curated record. NCBI's taxonomy places the organism in Eukaryota, Metazoa, Platyhelminthes, Cestoda, Cyclophyllidea, Taeniidae. The coding region runs from base 1 to 1548 and encodes 515 amino acids. Gene Ontology annotation, cellular component: endomembrane system. The transcript is spliced from 7 exons.
AUGUCUGUGACGUCAAGCUUAUAUUUCCUUUUAGUUCUCUCUUUUACUGUUCAAGCAUGGGACCAGUCUGACCUCGAAAUGUUCGAUCUUAUGGAGGAGAUGCGCACAAAUUUUUAUGAAUUCCUGGGCGUCCCUAAUACAGCAUCUUCUUCUGAGAUUAAACGGGCCUACCGGAAGCUAUCGCUGGAAAUGCAUCCAGAUAGGAACCCCAAUGAUCUAGGUGCUGAUGUGAAAUUCCGCCAAUUAUCCGUUAUUUACCAAAUAUUGAAGGAUGAAGAACGAAGGCAACAUUAUGAUGAAGCUUUGGAAAAUGGUAUCCCUGAUUGGAAGACUCCUCUCUUCUACUACCGGAAACUGCGAAAAAUGUCAAAUGUCGAAAUCGUCACCUUAAUUUCUGUGGUUACUAUAACCAUUCACUUUGCUACACUAUGGGGUUGCGCAUUUGAGAGGCGGUGGACUAUGCAAGAACAGCUAGAAAAUCACAUGAAACGUCAUAAGGCCUCGGAUAGGAAAAAGAUGGUCAUCGAUUUGGAAAUUGCGGAGCAGCUUAAAGUCAUUAAAUGGCCGACUUUUAUGGACAUUUUGCCUAUUGCUUUGGUCCGUGGAACCUUCAACUUCAUUUUGGGCUUCCCCACCCUUCUUGGAUUACUGAAAAGCAUCUUCUGCGAUUCUCUUGGGAAGGCGAAGAAAGAGUGGCAAGAACGAAGGGAAUUGAAGAAGGAGCAAGAGGAACGUAUCAAACGGAGGGAGAAACAGAAGAAAAGGCAGGUUGAACAAUCCAGGAUGCAGCAUCAGCGAAACCAGCGUGUCGAUUUCGAUGAUAUCGAUCCCUCCAUAUACCAGGUGACAAAUCUGGUUGUUAAGACCGAGGAGCUUCCAGAAAACACGAACCCUGACGAUGAGUCCAAAGACACUGCUUCAAAACCAUGGGGCCAAACUGAAGAAAUAGCCUUGAUCCGAUUGACAAAUAAGUAUCCCGGUGGUUAUCCCAACCGCUGGUCAAAAAUCGCCCAAGUUAUGGGACGAACUGUCAAUGAUGUCACUGCGAAAGCGACCGAAAUCGCCAGUAGUUUGAGCUCUCGGACUCUGUUAAGUCCUGUUCUAGAUGCUUUUAACGAAAUGGACCUGAGUGAAAAUGAAGAUGAAAGCGAGGAGGGGAAUGAGGAAGACGAUUACUACCUCUCGAAGCGGAAGGCAAAGAGGGCUGGGAUAAAUGUUUUUAAGGAACCGAAACAGGAGGAGAUAGCUGUUCCAGAUGUAGAAGAAAAGGAUGAAGAGCUAGACACCUACGUCAGUCGUAAAAAACAAAAGGCUUCCUCAAGGAGUAAACCUAUUGCUAUGGUGGUGAGUCAAGAGUCCAGUGGAUCGUGGACACAGAAGGAGCAAAAUCAGUUAGAAAUAGCGAUGAAUUCGUUCCCCAAGGAGACACCUCAUCGAUGGCAAUUGAUCGCUGAAUGUGUUCCUUCAAGAACAUUGGCUGAAGUAAUCGAUCGAGUGAAGUUUUUGGCUGAGAAUACUAAGAAAAACUGCAGACUCAUGAAUAAUUGA